AUGAUGCUGCGGGAGAAGGACGGAUUCAAGACAGAACAGUGUUCCGGCCAAACUAGACUCUUCUCUACUCCUCGAACGCGGCUCAUCUCCUGCUUCCGCGCCUUUGCACAAACAGGACAGGUCCCUCUUCAUCUCCACCUCUCGACAUCUUCCCCUUUCUCCAAGGCUCAGCCCAGGUGCCACCUCCUCCGAGAAGUCUUCCCAGAGCCUCUCACUCAGUGUCUCGGUCCUGUCCAUCUCUGCUCCGCUCUCGGCCAUCGCUCCCCACCUCGGGCUCCGGCCGACCCGAACACGGGCGCCCGCUCUUCCCCAUCCUCCCUCCCCGCCCCGCGGACGGCUGUGGCAGGCGAGGAAGUGGGGCAAACUGGGGAAGCAGCUCGGAUCCUGGCUCCUCGCCCUCCCUCCCCCGGGGACAGGCUGAGCUGGGGACCCGAGCCUGGGACGCACUUCGACGGGGGCGGACCCGGAACCCCCGCCGGCCAGUUCGGAGCCCCCGGGGAUCACUGCCAGCUCGGGAGCGCCCGGCCGGGCCAGCGGCGCGGUCCGGGGCCGCCUCUGUCCGUUCGGGCUCGCGGGGCUCACCUGGGCGCUGGCCUCUCACAUCGCUUCCUCGGCGUCCACCUCCGCCAGGCCCGGGGCCCGUCCCAGCCGCUCCCGCCGCCGCCGCCGCCGCCGCCUCAGCCCCUCGUCCACCCGGAAGCGCUUCCCUUGAGCCCCGCCCCCUCGGGCACCACCGCUUCCGGCCGGAGGGAGGGGUGGGGAGAGGCGGGGUGA
Molecule: messenger RNA, 774 nt
Organism: Phascolarctos cinereus (koala)
Lineage: Eukaryota; Metazoa; Chordata; Mammalia; Diprotodontia; Phascolarctidae
Source: RefSeq, a predicted model, not a curated record